Molecule: messenger RNA, 2212 nt
Organism: Corylus avellana
Lineage: Eukaryota; Viridiplantae; Streptophyta; Magnoliopsida; Fagales; Betulaceae
Product: serine/threonine-protein kinase PCRK1
Biological process (GO): protein phosphorylation
Molecular function (GO): protein kinase activity; ATP binding
Source: RefSeq, a predicted model, not a curated record
CCAAAAUUCCCUCUAGAUGACCUUGACUUAUUUUUUCUCCAAGCAAGACUUUUUCUCUCUCUCAGAGCUGCCCCAACGUGACUGGUUCUCAUUUUCAAAGACCUUGAGAGACCAUUCAUACCUGUAUUUGAUUCAGGCACCGUCGAAUUAUUGAAGUUUUAAAUAAUACGUGUAAUAUAUUGUACGAUUUCUUAAGGUGGGUUUUCAUUUUUGGUUGGUAAAGCAGACCUCCAGCUGCCGUGUGAGGACUUGUAUUGAGGGAACUAUCGAAUGCCCCUUCUUGCUAUGGCCUUUUGAGGUAGUGGACUUCUCUCAGAAUAGCUCUUUUGAGUCACUGGACUGAUAGGUUUCUCUCAGAAUUGCCAAGGAAUGGGAAUCUGUUGAAGUAUAGGAGAUUAGUUUGUGCGAUCAGGCCGUGGAGUAUUGAAGCAAAAUUUCCUACAAGGAAGUAUAGCGAUGAAUUUUUCUCGGCUUCAGAAAAUGCUCAGAACUAUGAAGUGUUUCACAUUCUCAGGAGACAAGAAGAAUGAACCGAAGAGCCCAAAGUCGGUAUCGGUUCAGUCCACCAACUCCACUUUUAUUGAGGGAGACGUGAGGAAAUCCUGGCCUGACUUAAAUUCUCAGAAUGUCUCAGACACUAGCACAGAGUCCUUAAGGAGGACCUCAUUUCCUAGUUUGUCUCAAAAACCUAGCAAUCUCAGAGUGUUUACAGUGUCUGAGCUGAAAUCAGCCACCAAAAAUUUCAGCCGUUCUGCUAUGAUUGGAGAGGGUGGGUUUGGGUGUGUUUAUAAGGCAUUGAUCAAGAGUACAGACGAUUCAUCUGGAAAGAUUGAAGUUGCGGUGAAACAACUUGGUAAAAGGGGAUUGCAGGGGCACAAGGAAUGGGUGACGGAAGUUAAUGUUCUUGGGGUGGUUGAGCAUCCUAACCUUGUCAAACUGGUGGGCUACUGUGCUGAGGAUGAUGAAAGAGGAAUACAGCGGCUUCUGAUAUAUGAAUAUAUGCCUAACAGUAGUGUUGAACACCAUUUAUCCACUCGGUCAGAGACACCUCUUCCAUGGGCCAUGAGAUUGAGAAUAGCCCAAGAUGCUGCUCGUGGGUUAACAUACCUACAUGAAGAAAUGGAUUUUCAGAUCAUUUUCAGGGAUUUCAAAUCAUCUAAUAUCCUACUGGAUGAGCAGUGGAAUGCAAAGCUAUCAGACUUUGGAUUGGCUAGGUUGGGCCCUUCAGAAGGAUUAACUCAUGUCUCAACAGCGGUUGUAGGAACCAUGGGAUAUGCAGCUCCAGAAUAUAUUCGAACUGGACGUCUCACGUCUAAGAGUGAUGUAUGGAGCUAUGGGGUUUUCUUGUAUGAACUCAUCACAGGUAGGCGCCCGUUAGACCGAAAUCGUCCCAGGAAUGAGCAGAAGCUCCUGGAAUGGGUAAAGCCAUUCCUAUCAGAUAUGAAAAAAUUCCAGCAAAUUUUAGACCCAAGGCUUAAAGGGAAAUAUCCCCUGAAGUCAGCACAAAGACUUGCAAUUGUAGCCAACCGAUGCUUGGUCAGACACCCGAAGAGUCGCCCAAAGAUGAGUGAGGUACUGGAAAUGGUGAAUCGGAUUGUGGAGGCAUCGAUGGAUACUGGAAGUCCUCAACUACCCUUGAAGAGUUUGGAAGUGGUGGAAACUUCUUCUGAUACUGAAGCCAAGAAUAAGAGAAGGAUUGCGGAUUUGAGAGGUGGAGAAAUUGGUUGGUUUACUCGUAUAUGGAAACCAAAACUUUUAAGGAUACGCUGAUUACAGUAUCUUUGAGCAAACUAACUGGGUUGUUCUUCGGUGAUCAGGUAACUUGGACGGGCUUCUUUGAGGCCUUCAUGAAUAGACACAAAUAAUAGCUUUCUGUACAAUUCUCACACAUAAUGUGGUAAAUCAUGUCUUCCUCCUCCCCAUUUUUAACAUGGAUAUGUAGAAAGCCGCUCUCAUGUACUGGCGGACUUCAGAGCUGCAGGAGGUCGUUACUUAAUCCGUAUAGUAUAAAUAGUAUAAAUACAAAUAAGCUUCUAAGGUGAUGCCUAAUUGCAGUGCCUUGGGCAAAAGAGGAUUAGGCUAGUUCUUUUUGGUGUUUAGAGAAGCCUGAAAGAGAUAUUGAGAAUUUUAUUGCUGAAUCUGUUUAAACAGUGUAAUUCUAGUUCUGUAUCCAUGUACAUAUGCUUGUAUUGGAAACAUUUUUUUUUUCCUA